AUGUUCACUCGCAUCUCCGUCGUCGUCUUCUCCGCUGUUGUGGCCAUCGCCGCCACGACCUCUCUCAAAGUCGCCCGAGACACUCUUCCCAACGGCGAACAGUGCAGGAACGGGACCUCGGUCUGGUGCUGCCCCGGUUAUGAUGGCGAGAUCGAGCAGGUCGAGGUGAAUUGCACGAAGCCUGCCACCACUGCAAGCGAUGAGCCGUCGUGUAACAGCACGGACAGCAGCACCGAGCUUGUCGCACCUACCGCCGGCUGCUGUAUCCUAGUCGAUGAUGCUGACCAUAUAAAGGUGCUAAUUCAAGCGACUAAUAGUACGGCGAAGCCUGGGCUUGCGACAAUGGCAGCAGCAACAAUACAGCGUUGGACCAGGCCCUCGGAGAUGCAGGCUAUUGAUAUGGUCUCCAUGUCGUGGUGA
Coniophora puteana RWD-64-598 SS2 is the source of this 420-nucleotide messenger RNA. RefSeq lists its product as uncharacterized. The record is from RefSeq and is a predicted model, not a curated record. NCBI's taxonomy places the organism in Eukaryota, Fungi, Basidiomycota, Agaricomycetes, Boletales, Coniophoraceae. Bases 1 to 420 code for a protein of 139 amino acids. The transcript is spliced from 3 exons.